GUUGUCAAGGCCUCGCGAAGCAUUGUGGGUAGAUUCGAUCAGAUGACCCUCGAAUCCACUGAGGGCUGCAGCGUCUCUCUGCUAACUAUUAGCUGCUGAAGGAAUCACUACUAUUUAAAGGUUGAACCAUGAGGCACCUGCUCUUUCUCCUCCCAGCCCUACUUGUGCUCCUGGCCCUGCCGGACACUAGGGGGCGCUACAACGACGACUUUGAUGAUGGUGAGGACAUCGCAGAGUUUGAUGACAAUGACUUUGCUGAAUUCGAGGAUGUCAGUGAGGACCCGGCAGUAGAUGUAGAGAAAGAACCGCCCCCACGAGCAGCCCCCUCAUCAGCACCUGUAGAGGACGAUGAAGACGAAGCCACAGUGGAGAACGAGGACGGCCAAGAUGAGUUUGAGGAUGCGGAUGGGCAGGAUCAAGACAUGUACAGCAAGUAUGACAAUGAGGAGUUUGAGGGCUACGAGAAGUCCAACCCAUCUUUCAAAGAUACACUAAUAUACAGAGAGGUCCCAGCGCACCUGCAAAACAGCUGGGAGAGUUACUACAUGGAGAUCUUAAUGGUCACUGGUCUUCUCGCCUACAUUAUGAACUACAUAAUCGGAAAAAACAAGAACAGUAGGCUCGCCCAGGCCUGGUUUAAUUCCCACAGAGAACUUCUCGAGAGCAACUUUGCCCUAGUGGGGGACGAUGGCACCAGUAAGGAGGCCACCAGUACAGGAAAGUUAAAUCAGGAGAAUGAGCACAUCUAUAACUUGUGGUGCUCAGGGCGUGUGUGCUGUGAAGGGAUGCUGAUUCAGCUUAAGUUUCUGAAAAGACAGGACCUGCUGAAUGUGCUGGCAAGAAUGAUGAGACCAGUCGGUGAUCAAGUGCAAGUUAAAGUAACUCUGAAUGAUGAGGACAUGGACACUUUCGUGUUUGCUGUGGGGAGUCGGAAGGCCAUGGCACGAAUGCAGAAAGAGAUGCAGGACCUUAGUGAGUUCUGUGGAGAUAAGCCCAAGUCAGGGUCAAAAUAUGGCCUCUCUGACACUCUGUCCAUCUUGUCAGAGAUGGGAGAGGUCACGGAUGGAGUGAUGGACAGCAAGAUGGUAAAUUACCUCACCAGCAAUGCUGACAAGAUCGAGUCCAUCCAUUUUUCAGACCAAUUUUCUGGUCCAAAAGUUAUGCAAGAAGAGGGUCAGCCCUUAAAGCUGCCUGAGACCAAGAAAACACUGCUGUUUACAUUUAACGUGCCUGGGAUGGGUAACACAUCUCCCAAAGAUAUGGACAGUCUGCUUCCUCUGAUGAACAUGGUGAUCUACAGCAUUGAUAAAGUCAAGAAGCUUCGUCUCAAUAGAGAGGGCAAGCAGAAAGCAGAUCGGAACCGCGCUCGUGUGGAGGAGAACUUCCUGAAGCAGACACAUUCUCAACGUCAGGAGGCUGCUCAGACGCGCCGGGAAGAGAAGAAGAGAGCGGAGAAAGAGAGGAUCAUGAAUGAGGAGGAUCCUGAGAGACAACGCCGCCUAGAGGAAGCCUCCCAACGUCGUGAUCAGAAGAAGAUUGAGAAGAAGCAGAUGAAAAUGAAGCAGAUCAAAGUGAAAGCCAUGUGAAAAGAGACACUCGCACACACUAGUCAUUAGAGAGAAUGUACCAUUUCUUCCGUAGCUCUUGCUUGCACCUGCCAACGUACACUCUCAUACAAAGUCUUAAAUGAAUGUGCAUGCCAUUCUGUUGGCUGCUACUUUACCCACAGAAAUGCUCUGUUCAAUCAGGAGAAGGCAGCUGGUUGUUAAGGAGUAAAUAUGAUCUUUAAAAGACAACUAGAUUGGAGAUUUGUUAAAAAAAAUCAUUUUACAGCAUGGGUGUUUGCUUAAUAAUUGCAUGGCAGACUUGAAUUGCAUAAAUCUUGAGCAUGUUGGCAAAGUAUUAUGUUGCUUUGCUGCAGUUUUUGCCAUAAUUUGGUCUUCAUCAAUCGGUCCAAUCGGUUGUCUUUAAAGUUCAGUAAAACCCUCCUUAACAGAGAUUUGUCAAGAGGACCUGUGUUUUCAUCUGAUUCGAAUCAGAGGUUUAAUUACAUUUCCGCUAUUCUUCUUUUAAAGGUGAAAUCAGGGAGUACUUUUAAAAGGAGCUGGGUGGAUUAGAAACCGUUUUGUAAUAUAGUGCUUCCUUAUACUUUUUUCUAACAAUUCAUAAUUGCAGCUGUUUUAUAGAAUCAGCAAUAGACACUGUUUUUGUCUUUUCUCUAUUUUUGUCUCUCUUUUUUUUUAAUGAGCACAGACCCACAAAACAUGUCACUGUCAGGGCAGCACAAACUCCUCCUUUAUAUCUAUUUAAUACAAGUGAAUUUUUAAUUUAUCUUUAAGUUAAAGGUUGAUCAGACCUGAUCCAUGAGCUUAUAUUUUGUUGAUGUAACCCUAUUUUUCUCUAACAUUUGUUUGUGAGAUGGAUUAAAACUGAAUAAAACUGAAAAUGUUAAUAAUUGC
Triplophysa dalaica is the source of this 2459-nucleotide messenger RNA. RefSeq names its product coiled-coil domain containing 47 (gene ccdc47). The record is from RefSeq and is a predicted model, not a curated record. NCBI's taxonomy places the organism in Eukaryota, Metazoa, Chordata, Actinopteri, Cypriniformes, Nemacheilidae. Gene Ontology annotation, biological process: endoplasmic reticulum calcium ion homeostasis. Gene Ontology annotation, cellular component: endoplasmic reticulum. Bases 129 to 1586 code for a protein of 485 amino acids. Gene Ontology annotation, molecular function: calcium ion binding. The transcript has 13 exons.